Scomber japonicus (chub mackerel) is the source of this 1094-nucleotide messenger RNA. RefSeq names its product aspartate dehydrogenase domain containing (gene aspdh). Gene Ontology annotation, molecular function: L-aspartate dehydrogenase [NAD(P)+] activity; NADP binding. The coding region runs from base 102 to 938 and encodes 278 amino acids. Gene Ontology annotation, biological process: NAD+ biosynthetic process. NCBI's taxonomy places the organism in Eukaryota, Metazoa, Chordata, Actinopteri, Scombriformes, Scombridae. The record is from RefSeq and is a predicted model, not a curated record. The transcript has 8 exons.
UUGUACCAUGCCUGCCCACCGCUCCUAGAGCUGCAGACCACUCGCUGUGCUUCACACAUUGGGAGACACACAAUUCUGGAGAGGUGUGUGAUUAUCAGGACAUGGCAACCAACACUUCUUUUCAAAGGAUUGGAGUUGUAGGAUAUGGACAUCUAGGACAGUACCUGGUGGAGAGGAUCCUUAAAGAUGGAGCUCCCCUCGGUUUAACGCUCGCUUUUGUUUGGAACAGAAAUUCUGAGAAGCUCAAAGGUUUAAUUCCUGAUGAACUCAUACUUGGUGAUCUAUCAACAUUUGCAGACAGGAGGUGUGAUGUGAUCGUAGAGGUGUGCCAUCCUAAGAUAGUAAAAGAAUUUGGGCUUCACUUCCUGUCUCAGUCUCAUUUCAUGGUGGGGUCUCCCUCCGCCCUUUCUGAUCCUGAUCUGAACCUGAAACUCCGUCAGGCAGCUCAGUUACAUGGUAGGACACUCUACGUCCCCAGUGGUGCGUUGUGGGGGGGCCAGGACAUCCAGAGGCUGAAUGAUAGUGGGGCCCUGAAGGCUCUGUUUAUAAGAAUGUCCAAGCAUCCAUCCUGCUUCCGGCUAACAGGAGACAUCCCCCCUGACUGUAUGGAUGGAGAGGGCAGGCGUGUUUUAUUCAGAGGCUCUGUGGCAGAGCUGUGCCCUCUUGCUCCCAACAAUGUUAACACCAUGGCAGCAGCAGCAGUGGCAGCAGGAACACUUGGCUUUACCGGUGUUCAAGGAGAGAUUGUGUCAGACACAGCGUUAACUGACUAUCAUGUGGUGGAGGUGGAGGUGACUGGGCCUGGUGGCUUCUCAGUACACACAGUGAGGAGGAAUCCAGCCAAGAUCGGUGCAGUAACCGGCAGGGCAACGUAUGACUCCUUCUGGAACAGUUUACUUGUUUGCAAAGGUCAUGGAGGCAGAGUUUAUCUGUGCUGAAGAUUAACUCCAACAGAGGAAGAAGAUCCAUAGAUAAAUCAACAGGUGGACAAGUUGUGUGGAACUGGAUGAGUGUGUGUGUUACCGAGCACUCGAAACCCCACAGAUCUUUUGAUAUUUGUGUUCCAAUAAACUACAUGCAAACAAAAUACAAAA